AUGAAGAACACCACCACCCAAACUCUCCUCCUCCUCUUCCUCUUCUUCUUCUUCUCCGCUACUAUCUCUCAUUCUCUUUCACUCUCAUCCAAUGCUCCUCUCUCCGCCAACGAAGUCCGAUUCAUCCAGGGCCGGCAACUUCUCUACUACCGAGACGAGUUCGGCGACCGCGGGGAGAAAGUCACCGUCGAUCCAUCUCUAGUCUUCGAGAAUCCGAGACUCCGAAGUGCUUACAUAGCUCUCCAAGCUUGGAAACAGGCGAUUCUCUCUGAUCCCAGAAAUAUCACUCUAAACUGGAUCGGAUCCAAUGUCUGUAACUACACCGGAGUUUUCUGCUCACGCGCGCCGGAUAAUCGCCGGAUCCGUACAGUCGCCGGAAUAGAUCUCAAUCACGCCGAUAUCGCUGGGUAUUUGCCUGAGGAGCUUGGUUUGUUGACAGAUCUCGCUUUGUUCCAUGUCAAUUCGAAUCGUUUCUGUGGGACGGUUCCGCACCGGUUUAAGCAGCUGAAACUUCUGUUCGAGCUCGAUCUCAGCAACAAUAGAUUCGCCGGGAAGUUCCCGACGGUGGUUCUGCAGUUGCCGUCGCUGAAGUUCUUAGAUCUCCGGUUCAACGAGUUCGAAGGUACCGUACCGAAAGAGCUUUUCAGUAAACAUUUGGACGCGAUUUUCAUUAACCAUAACCGGUUCCGGUUUGAGUUACCGGAAAAUUUCGGAGAUUCGCCGGUUUCGGUUAUUGUACUUGCGAACAAUCGGUUCCAUGGUUGUAUUCCGACGAGUUUGGUGAAGAUGAAGAAUCUGGAGGAGAUCAUCUUCAUGAACAAUGGGUUGAAUUCUUGUUUACCGGCGGAUAUUGGGCGGUUGAAAAACGUGACGGUGUUCGAUGUUAGCUUCAACGAGCUUGUUGGUCCGUUGCCGGUGAGUGUUGGCGGGAUGGUUUCGGUUGAGCAGUUGAAUGUGGCUCAUAAUCGAUUAUCCGGGAAGAUUCCGGCGAGUAUCUGCCAGCUUCCGAAGCUUGAGAAUUUCACUUACAGUUACAAUUUCUUCACCGGCGAGCCUCCAGUGUGUCUCAGGUUGCCUGCUUCUAAUGACCGGAGAAAUUGUUUGCCGGGGCUGUGGCCGUUCUGUUACACACUCUCCUCCAAUUGUACCUCAAUUACCUCCGCCGCCUCCUCCAUCGCCACCAUUACCACCACCAGUCAGUUCUCCUCCGCCGCCACCCCCUGUUUACUCUCCUCCACCGCCGCCACCUACUCCAACUCCUCCACCGCCACCCCCACCACCCCCAGUCUACUCUCCUCCCCCACCACCUCCGCCUCCACCACCACACCCCACCACCACCACCACUCCUCUCCUCCCGUCCAUUCACCACCACCACCAGUCCACUCUCCACCACCUCCAGUUCAUUCUCCACCGCCACCAGUCCACUCUCCUCCUCCCCCAGUCCAUUCUCCUCCACCACCCGUCCACUCUCCACCACCACCACCACCAGUUUUCUCUCCACCACCUCCGCCACCACCACCAGUCUACUCUCCUCCUCCACCACCCCCACCGCCACCAGUUUACUCUUCUCCUCCACCUCCACCGCCAGUAUAUUCAUCUCCUCCACCACCACCAGCUCCGAUUUAUUGCCCCCGCCCUCCGCCAAUGCCUUGCCCCCGUCCUCCACCACCUCCACAUCACUCACCUCCACCACCGCCACAUUACUCACCUCCACCACCGCCUCACCACUCUCCUCCUCCACCUUACUACUACAGCUCACCACCACCGCCCCACCACUCUUCUCCUCCACCUUACUAUUACAACUCACCACCUCCACCACAUCACUCACCGCCUCCGCCACAUCAGUCACCUCCUCCGCCACCAAUGUAUUCAUACUCAUCUCCACCUCCACCACAUCACUCACCGCCUCCGCCGCCAAUUUAUUCAUACUCCUCUCCACCGCCACCACAUUAUUCCCCACCACCGCCUCCACAUUAUUCCCCACCACCGCCACCUCCUUGUAUCGAACUACCACCUCCUCCUUGCAUAGAGUACUCACCACCUCCUCCACAUUACAGUUCUCCACCGCCACCGUCAGUCCAUUACAGUUCACCGCCUCCACCACCAGUCCAUUACAGCUCUCCACCGCCACCGCCAGUCCACCAUAGUUCACCGUCUCCACCACCGCCAUCUCCUGAAUACGAGGGACCAUUACCACCGGUGAUCGGAGUAUCCUAUGCUUCUCCUCCACCACCACCCUUCUAUUGA
Molecule: messenger RNA, 2247 nt
Organism: Microthlaspi erraticum
Lineage: Eukaryota; Viridiplantae; Streptophyta; Magnoliopsida; Brassicales; Brassicaceae
Source: the annotation of a GenBank genome assembly